Entamoeba invadens IP1 is the source of this 492-nucleotide messenger RNA. RefSeq lists its product as hypothetical. Bases 1 to 492 code for a protein of 163 amino acids. The transcript has a single exon. Gene Ontology annotation, molecular function: protein N-terminal-serine acetyltransferase activity; histone H4 acetyltransferase activity; histone H2A acetyltransferase activity. NCBI's taxonomy places the organism in Eukaryota, Evosea, Mastigamoebida, Endamoebidae. Gene Ontology annotation, cellular component: nucleus. The record is from RefSeq and is a predicted model, not a curated record.
AUGCAAACGACAAUUAUAACAAGAGAAUCAAUUCCACUACUUCAAUCCCUCGCAAAACAAACAUUCUACGCGACUUACACUGAAAAUCUACUCAGUAAUGAAGCUAGAGACCCCAUUUAUAAGUACUUAUAUUCAACAGAAGCCAUACAAAGUGCAAUGGAUAAAGGAUCUCAAUUUACAGUCUACUACGAGAAUGAGAAGGUCAUUGGCUUUACUGGGAUUCGAUAUCAUGAAGGGGAUAAAUCAAUCUAUUUGCACGACUUCUAUUUAAUGCCUGAAUUGAAAGGGAAAGGACUUGGGAGCAUUUUGAUGGGAAAGGUUAAGACUUUUGCGCAUGACAAGAACUGUAAUAAAAUCAUACUUAAUUGUAAUAUUAAUAAUGAAAGAGCUAUCGGAUUUUAUAACAAACACAACUUCAAAAUCGAGAGAUAUCUACAUACCCCAGUCAAUGGAUUCGACUUACUUGAUAUGGAAAUGGAGUGCAACAUCUAA